Gadus morhua (Atlantic cod) is the source of this 1323-nucleotide messenger RNA. RefSeq names its product small integral membrane protein 30. Lineage: Eukaryota; Metazoa; Chordata; Actinopteri; Gadiformes; Gadidae. The transcript has a single exon. Bases 77 to 265 code for a protein of 62 amino acids. The record is from RefSeq and is a predicted model, not a curated record.
UGACGCACGCGCUUUUGCUGCCCCCGCCGCCGCUUCCUGAUAAUAGAGUGACACACCGUCGCUGCUCUGAGCUAACAUGGCUGCCAAACUACAACUUUCAAACGCCGCUGUAACUAUUUUCCUCGGGAUUUCCACUCUCAUUACCCCGGCGGAGGCGUACGACGCCGGAGACGGCAUCGCGUGGCUGCUCGGGACUGUGAUCGCUGUGGUGGGGCUGUGCGCGUGUCUGGGCUGGUACUCACGGAGCCGGAACCGCCAGUUCUGACCGGGGCGCAGGUCGCCUCUCCGGGGCAUGACUCGGCCUGGGUCGGGGGGUCCUGGUGGGGCUUACUGCUGGUACACACGGUUGUGUUCGAAUCCCCUCGGAGUCGUGAUUUACAACACAACAACCAUAUGCAAAUGUGUGAAUAGACAUUGGCAUUUGGGAGGCUUUAAAAUGGAAACUUUGAACUGAGACGUACACUGAAUCCUGAUACUAAAGCUUCCUGUCUUCGCGUUUUGUCCCAUGUGCUUGGAACUAUCGCGAUAUUUGGUUGGACGUCCGCCUGCGUGGCUCACCUGUUCCAUCCGUAAAAAUAGGCGACCACGAAUAACCAAAGCUUGACAGAUUAUUGCCUGGUGGUUGUUUAUCUUCCCAAAUCCCUUUAUUGCAACCUCAUUUGACUAUACAAGCCUAAGAUGCCUGGGAUUGUUGUAGGUCUACCAAUGCUGGUAAACUUCUGGAAGAAGGCCUACUAAAGUAGACUUGAUGAGACUCCUGCCUACUGUCUGCACUCCGAUAUGUCCAUUUUGCUAUUGUGCUUCCUGCCCUCACCUCACCCCUUUAAUACUUGUCGAGUCUGUAUCAUAAAGUAUGAUGAUUAUGAAACUUUUCUGUUUUUGUGGAACAUUAUGUUGAGUGCCUCUUCAGAUGUGUACUGUCUUCCCACACAAAAAUGCACUCUUAGGUUGAACGUUUCCGUAAAGUGGUGUGAAAUAUGUGCAGGUGUGAAAGAACAUCGAUGGCUUCAUCCUCUUAAGUUUCCUUUUGACCAAAGGGCAUGUUUAUGUUAGUUAUACUCUUUGAAUGUGUUUUUCAUAAACAUUUAAGUUCUGGUUUCGGUUAUUUGGGGAUAGAUAUGUGACAUGCUGCUAUAGGCAUGCACUUUUAUUGUAAACAGUUAGUCAAAAACACAAGUAGGCUACUUUAUUGCUGUUGCUGUGUGACUGUAUUGUUUUGGGGACUACCCAAAACAUUACAGUUUAUGGGGGGACUCAAAUCAAAUUUGCCCUGAAUGUAUUAAUCAACUUUCAAAACUAUUAAAUAAAGCUCUAUGGUUUAUA